AUGAAUUUUGGUCGCAUAAUCAAUGUGUUGCUCAAUGAUUAUGACAUUCAUCUGUUACCAAUGGCGGAUGGCGUUAAUGUCACCAUUGAACUGCACGUACAGCAUUUGAACGUUUGCACGACAAACAUCACGCUGAAAAGUGACUUUCGGAAAAAAAUUUGGACUCCAGACACGUGUAUUAUCAACAGUAAGGAGGCUGCAGUGCACAGCUCACCGUCCGAGAAUACUUUCAUCAUCCUCUAUGAGCAUGGAUUGCUUUGGAGUAAUUUCAGGCUCAAAGUGAAGGCUCCUUGCAAAAUGGAUUUGAAAAUGUUCCCGUUUGACUGGAUACACUGCCAGCUGGUUUUUGAGAGUUACUCGUUCAACACAGACGAGGUGCGCCUGGUCUGGCACGACUCACCAGUCACGAUGAUGGAAAAAGUGGAGCUGCCAGAUUUCGACCUAAUCGGCUGGAGUACUGACCAUAAAAGGCUCGAGUAUCCCAAUGGCGACUGGGACAGGGCGCAGGUGAAAUUCACGUUUGCUCGACGUUACGGCUUUUAUCUGUUCCAGUCCUAUUUUCCCACAUCACUGACCGUCAUCAGCUCAUGGGUCGGAUUUUUUUUCGAUGUACGAUCUGUUUCUGCAAGAUGGGAGCGCGAGAGGCAGAUCGGUUCAAAAGUUCUCGGUCAUUGGCUCAAUCAAAUAAGGUUGGUGAGAAAAUUUGAUGACAAAAUGACUAUAAACCUUUAA
Gongylonema pulchrum is the source of this 732-nucleotide messenger RNA. NCBI's taxonomy places the organism in Eukaryota, Metazoa, Nematoda, Chromadorea, Rhabditida, Gongylonematidae. The record is from the annotation of a GenBank genome assembly.